GUUUAUUCCUUGUUUCCAAGUGUGAGCGAUGUUUCGAGAUUUUUUACCUUGCACCUAUGAGUUAGCGGUGGCAUUUAUUUUAAAGUAUCGAAGGUAUACUAGCACUACCACUAUCAACACACUUUCAGACUUUUAAAAUCAAUGCAACGUUCAGUCAGACCAAAAUCCGCUAAAGGGAAAGCACGCCCUACACCCCCGUCCCGUCCAAGACAACAUCAGACUCAGGAGCCGACAUCGUCUUCCACGAGCGAACAAAACCACUCCUAUGGUCGCAGAGGCUAUUCACUGAGACGAAGUGGGCCCCCCAACAGCAGUUACAGGAAUGCAUCCUCAAGACCAAGCAAGUCAUCACAAAAACCUGAAGAAGAUACAAACUCUGAAGGUCCAGACCCAUCUCAGUUUCCUGAAGUCUCAAGGCCUGUAUCAUCGCUAUCAAAAUACAGUAUUCUCCCAAUGAUUCCAAAGACGCCAGACCAUAGUGAUUUCAGAGUUACAAGCCCAACAGAGAGUGUUGUAGAAUUGGAUUUAUUGUCUUCCUUUGCCCAGCAGAUGAUUCUUGACAGCGCUACUGCGAACUUGAAUAAAAGUGAUUCGAGUGUGUCAGAUUUCAAACAAGAAACAAAUAGCAGUCACUCUGCAUCCAAAAUGAAACGCACAGCAGCUAGCAAUGGCACAGGAAAACAGAACAAUAUUAACAACCAAGACAGCCCCCAACACAAGAAGUUUAGAAGUUCCUUGAUGACAACAAAAUCUGUUUUCCCUCCACGCACUGCAAAAGCUAAAAAUACUGGUCAAGGAGACCGGAAAAAUGGGGCAGAGACGGAACCCCCAGCAGGAGAGGAAAGAUUGAGAUUAGCACUCAAGUUACCAGAUGGUAAAAGAGUAGAGAGAUACUUCGCCCCAACAAGCACUAUAAAUGAUGUGAUGAACUUUGCAAAAACUAAAAUGAAAGCUCCUAUUAGAAGAUGCAUUGUAUACUCUAUGUUGCAAGUGCCAAAAGAGAAGCUUAAAAACUGGAAAAGAACGUUAAAGGAUCUCGGCCUCACUGACCGAACAAUGCUAUACAUUGACGAAGAGUAAAUUAAAAUCCCACUGUGAAUAUCUAUUACACUACUAUAUCCAGUUAUUGUUCAUAUAUUUUUCGAUAAACAAAAACACAAGAGA
Molecule: messenger RNA, 1164 nt
Organism: Styela clava
Lineage: Eukaryota; Metazoa; Chordata; Ascidiacea; Stolidobranchia; Styelidae
Molecular function (GO): protein binding
Source: RefSeq, a predicted model, not a curated record